AUGACAAGAGUUUGGUCGCUAUCGAGUACUAAUGAGACCCAAGAAAGUCAAUUACUAAUUAUAUGGAAACAUGAGUCAAACCUAUUAAGUUUUGACAGCGGCUACCAGUCCUCUAUCAGCCAUUCGCUCAAUGAUGUAACCGAAGAAUUUGAUAAUCAUUUCAAUGAUUUCGAAGAAUUGGAAGACUAUUCACAUGUAAAUGAAGAGAACCGAUACCAGGAAUCAUCACAACAAGUCACUCAUGUUUUACACUCAAGAGUACAAAGUUCUCCCAUUCCUAUCCCACAAACAUCCAGACACCACAAGUCCUCCAUUAAUCACUCGAGUAGUUCAUUAUCAUCCCAUUCGGACCACUCAUUCACAUCAUCCGAGCAAUCAUUACAUUCUAUAGACUCUGUCCACUGUCUUAUCGGUCAUCCGCCCUAUGAUUGCGGUUGUAUUAGAGGCUAUAGAUAUCCAUUUAUGGCCACUAAUGUCACACAACAAACUCAAAGUUCUUUGCAAACAGAUUAUUAG
Molecule: messenger RNA, 516 nt
Organism: Oppiella nova
Lineage: Eukaryota; Metazoa; Arthropoda; Arachnida; Sarcoptiformes; Oppiidae
Source: the annotation of a GenBank genome assembly